Messenger RNA from Electrophorus electricus (electric eel), 2936 nucleotides. Lineage: Eukaryota; Metazoa; Chordata; Actinopteri; Gymnotiformes; Gymnotidae. The record is from RefSeq and is a predicted model, not a curated record.
CUGAAUUAUUGAUGAGUACAGAUCCUUGGUGUGUUUGACUAGGUCUGCUCUGAGUGUGUGUGAGAGAAUUUGAGAGUGAGAAAUGGAGCGUGGGUGAGUGCUCAGGUGCGCAUGUGUGUGCAUGGCCGUGAGCAUCCGUGUGCGCGUAUGCAUGUGAGCAGAGAUGGGAGAGAGAAGUACCGCGCAGCGACCUCCCUACGAUGGCCUGUGUAACUACGCCCAGAAAAUCACCUCCUGCUUCGGGCUUGACGCGGCCCAUCCACAGGAAGCCCAGCAGUGUGUGGACAAGUCCUCUCUGCGCUGCUGUAAAUGUGGCGAGGUGUGUAAAGGCGAGGUGCUGCGUGUGCAGAACAGCCACUUCCACAUCAAGUGCUUCAAGUGUAAAGUGUGCGGAUGUGACCUGGCACAGGGAGGGUUCUUCGUGAAGAAUGGCGACUACCUGUGCACGCUGGAUUACCAGCAGCUCCACGGCACACGCUGCAGCACCUGUGGACAGUUUGUGGAAGGAGAGGUGGUCACAGCCCUGGGGAAGACCUAUCACCCCUCCUGCUUCAUCUGCUCCUUCUGCAAACGGCCGUUUCCUGCUGGCGACCGAGUGACGUUUAACGGGAGAGACUGUCUGUGUCAGGACUGUGCGAAGCCCAUGUCCCCCGGAGCAACUAAGACCAUCAGCGGCCGCAGCACCUGUGCAGGUUGUGGUAGGAACAUUACGACUGACCAGGCUCUGCUGGCCUUGGACACACAGUGGCACCUGGGCUGUUUCAGAUGCAAAGCUUGUGGCAAAGUGUUGACUGGAGAGUACAUCAGCAAAGAUGGCGCCCCCUACUGUGAGAAGGAUUACCAGCUUCAUUUUGGAGUGCGGUGUGAGGCGUGCCAUCAGUUCAUCACUGGUAAAGUCCUGGAGGCAGGGGAUAAACACUACCACCCCAGCUGUGCUCGAUGUAGCAGAUGUGAUCAGAUGUUCACUGAAGGAGAAGAGAUGUACCUCCAGGGAUCUACCGUCUGGCAUCCGGGAUGCAAGAGGUCAACCAGAACAGAGGAGAGACAGAGGAAGACAGGCUCCUCAUCCGAAAGUACAUGUUCCCGACCUGGUUCAAGUGUUUCUGGCUCACCGGGUCACACCAUAUAUGCAAAAGUAGACAACGAGUUCCUUGAUUACAGAGAUCUAGCUGCCAUCCCCAAAGUCAAAGCCAUUUAUGACAUCGAGCGUCCAGAUCUGAUCAACUACGAGCCACUUUACACCACCUCUCUAGAUGAAACAGAAGAGAGAGAGAGUGUUGGAGAGCUUCAGACGUUGAGGCGGGAUCGUUCCUUUAUGCCAGAUGACAGAACACCAAGAACCAUGUCACCAAUUGCAUCUGCAGAUAGUUAUUAUGACAUGAGAGGACACAUCCUACAGCGAUCUACCAGCCACGGUUCCAUUGGAUCCCCCGUCUACAACCGCCAUAAUUAUACGCCAUCAAUCUCACGCUCACCACAGCACUUCCACAGACCAGGCCCUGAGCCGUCCAGUGGCCGGAGCUCCCCUGGAGCGAGCACGCCUCCCCUACCCUCAACUCCGAAACAUUUCCAUGUGCCAGAUCAAAAUGUCAACAUCUACCGGAAGCCGCCCGUCUACAAACUACAUGGCCCGGGCUUCGAUAUGAGGAGGAAGUCCUGCGAGGAGGAUGAGGAGGAGGAAGAGGUGCAGAAACGCAGGCAGCUUCAGGAGGAACAUCUCAGCAAGAUGCAGUCUGGACUCGGGAAGCUCAUCCUGAAAGAGGAGAAGGAGAAGCAGCUGAUCAGGGAGCGCCAUGCACGCAGCCUCUCCGCGCAGCGCUAUGUUUCCAACAGCGCAGAUCCAAAUUCGCCUUCCAAAUCAGGAUCCCUCCCAGGCUACGGCCGAGGUGGCAUGUACCGGCCUCAGUCCACUGACUUUACCCAGUACAACAGUUACGUGGACGUCUGUGGUGGCACCCGAGAGUUCCAGCCCUUACAGGACAGCCACCAGGCAGUCAGCAGAAUGGACAGGGGGGUUUCUAUGCCUAAUAUGGUGGAACUAAAAGUGUAUCCCUAUGAAGUGCUCAUGGUUACCAACCGUGGCCGGACUAAGCUCCCUAGAGAUGUGGACAGAACUCGUCUGGAGCGACACCUGGCUCCAGAGACUUUCUUUGACAUCUUUGGGAUGGCGAUUCAAGAGUUUGACAGGCUGCCACUGUGGAAGCGCAAUGACAUGAAAAGGAGUGCCAAGCUCUUCUAAAUAUCCUGAUCACGCGUAUGCAGGAAUCCGCGCGUAUUGCAGGGACGCCAUUCCUAUUCACCCAUGUAACACAGCCAUAAAGCUCACUUACUCAUAUACACCCGUUUGUGUGUGUGUGUGUGUGUGUGUGUGUGUGUGUGUGUGUGUGUGUGUGUGUGUGUGUGUGUGUGUGACCAGGCAGAAGGUACUGAACAGGUCUCCAGAAGGGCUCACUCCUCUGUCACCCCUCUGUCUAUGUGCGUCCCCCAUCCCAGUGCUUCCAUAUAAACAGCCUGGAAACCCAUUCAGAUUCCCAGCAAGGGAGCUGUUACAUAUGCUGUUACAUAUUCCAGGAGCCGAGUUUAGGCACUAUAGAGCAGGUGGACCACUCAUUAAGGUUCCAUAGCUUCCAGAAUUUUCCAUGUUCAUUUUUCACCCUCAUCUUUGUGGCUUCAAGAGAUUAUUUCAUUUACUAACAAAUAUGUUCUCGUCAUCAAAUCAAAGUUAACUUUCACCAUUCAAACAUCCUCCACAUCACAAAGUAAGAACACGGUGUAUGAACAAGUUGUAUAUGAUUAUUUUUUAGAACUGACUCCCACACUGCCAUUUAAUUUCUAGAUGACGGAACUUAUGGAGAAACUAAUAAAUAAGUAAUAAUCACACACACACACACACACACACACACACACACACACACACACUCACACACGCACGCCCA